This is a messenger RNA of Bradysia coprophila, 876 nucleotides long. RefSeq names its product Golgi-associated plant pathogenesis-related protein 1-like. Gene Ontology annotation, cellular component: extracellular region. The record is from RefSeq and is a predicted model, not a curated record. NCBI's taxonomy places the organism in Eukaryota, Metazoa, Arthropoda, Insecta, Diptera, Sciaridae.
UUCCGUAAAAUUUUUCAAGAUUUUGAAUUGAUUUUCUGAAAUAAAUAUAUUGGUGGUAUGGCACCAACACUUCAGAGUAACGACGUGUUCACAAAAACCGAUACCAAGGCCAAUGCGGAUGGAUCUAUAUUAACAAUCACUACAACAACAAAUAUCAAAAAAUAUUCAGACGGUUCUACUGUCACGAAGGUCAAAAAACAAACCGAAACAACACCAGCUGGUUAUUCAAGUAACACCGGACAGAGAGCAAUUAAGGGAAAUCCAUAUGAGUUCGGUUAUAACGCUUCACAAUCCAUGGCUGCUAAAGUGGCCAUUACGACGAGCAAAGAAUUCAAGAAACACUGUUUGGAUGAACAUAAUAGGCUCCGAGCAAUGCAUCAUGCGCCUCCAUUGAAACUAAGCCUUGAAUUAAGUAAAAUUGCACAGGGUUGGGCCAACAAGCUAGCAAAAGAUGAGAAAAUAUAUUACAGCACAUAUGAAUUCGGUGAAAAUAUAUAUUCGUGUACAGAAGACAGACCCAGCGCUAGUACCGAUGCUGUUAAAGCAUGGUAUGAUGAGAUUAAAUACUGGGAUUGGAAGAAAAUGUCAGGAAACGGAAAGGGUGAAACUGGGCAUUUUACACAAUUGAUUUGGAAAAGGUCAAAAGAAAUUGGUGUUGCAGCAGCUUAUUCUAAAGAUGGCCGUUUAUUUGUUGUGGUAGAGUAUAAUCCACCUGGAAAUUUCACAGGUCGUUACUGGGAGAAUGUUCUUCCGAAAUAAAUAAACAAAGUUGCUCAAUAAAGUGACUCCAAAAGCCACAAAAGCAGAAAUGGAAUACAUUUGGUUAAAUUACAUUCAGAAAUUAAUUACGUAAAGUUUUUAAUAAAAUUUAUGUGU